AUGAGCCGCGACUUUUGUUUGCACAUGUUAGCAAACUGUUGUCACGUAUUCGGAUCGUUUUUCUUAUAAACAAAGUUUGUUUGACUUCUAAAUAUUAAUUAAGUUCAUAUAUAACCCUAUACUUACCUGCUCUUAGCACGGAAAGAGCAAUGUUGAUUUGAACUCUUUUUUUCCUCUUUUUUUUAUUUACAUUGAUGUUCAGAGCGGGUCAGCGGAGCAGGAACUAGCAUGAUCGUUUGAUUUCAUGGUUAUCAUUUAUUGAAUUAUAUAAUUCAUACUUGUGAUCGAAACAUGGAGAAAGAUUCGAGAGUGAUGAAGACGUCUGCGCCUUCAGUGUCACAGAUCAAUGCUGAAUAUGUCACUCAGCUCGCAAAUAAAUACUGGGCUCCUCACGUGAAAAAUAAGCUGCCCUUCGAUGCUCAGAUCAUUGAAGACGUGUACCAGAAUGAGAUUCUUAAAUCAAAAUUUGCCAUCAGAAAGAUUAUGUUGCUGGAAUUCAGCCAGUAUCUUGAGAACUAUCUGUGGGUGAAUUACACCCCUGAAUCGUCCACAAACAGCUACCUGAUGUCCAUCUGCUGUAUUAUUAAUGAGAAGUUUCGUGAGAACGUUCCUGCAUGGGAGGUUUUUAAGAAAGCACCUGAGCACUUCCCGCAGUUCUUCAAGUGCGUGAUGGAGGCGUGUCUGUCAGGCGAGCAGUUCGGCCUGUCGCUGCGAGAACAAACUGUUCUUCUGCUUUUCCUCGAUCACUGCUUCAACAGUCUGGAAGUGGAUUUGAUACGUGAGCAGGUGCAGAAACUGGUUUCUCUGCCCAUGUGGAUGUGUCUAAUACCGACUCGAUUGCAACAGGAAUUGAAGAAAGUCCCAAAACUGCAUAAGUUUUGGAACCUCAUCAAGAAAAAUUACGAGAAGAUGGACGCGAAGGAAAGCGAACAGGCUAAAAUGGAACGAACCUUCCUGGCUGAGCUUAUCAAGAAAUUCCUGCUGGUUCUCAGGUCCAUCCCAGCAUUAGGUUCAGUCUCCAUGGAGAAGGUCCAUUACUGCGAGAGAUUCAUCGAGUUUAUGAUUGACCUGGAGGCUCUGCUCCCGACCCGCCGCUGGUUCAACACUGUGCAGGAUGAUGCUCAUCUGGUGGUGAACUGCCAGCUGUCUCACCUCACCCAGAGAGAGGAGGAGGGUCACCUCUUCUGCCAGUUGUUGGACAUGUUGAAGUUCUACACCGGCUUUGAGAUCAACGAUCAGACGGGUACCGCUCUGACAGAGAAAGAAAUGACCACCCUCCACUACGACAGAAUCACUUCUCUACAAAGAGCAGCGUUCGCUCAUUUCCCCGAGCUGAACGACUUCGCCCUGUCGAACGUGGCGGCCGUGGACACUCGUGAAUCUCUGACCAAACAAUUCGGCCAUCUCAGUUCAAACACCCUCCACCGGGUAUCGGCAUACCUGUGUCUCCUGCCUGAGGUGCCAGACAACGAGGAGACGACCUACGAUAAAGAAUUCCUGCUGGAGCUCCUGGUGUCCCACCAUAAGAGGCGGAUCUCUCAGAUCGAGCAGCUCAACCAGAUGCCUCUUUACCCCACCGAGAAGAUCAUCUGGGAUGAGAACAUCGUUCCCACCGAGUAUUAUUCAGGAGAAGGUUGUCUGGCUCUCCCAAAGCUGAACCUGCAGUUCCUCACCCUGCAUGACUACCUAUUAAGAAACUUCAACCUCUUCCGUCUUGAGUCCACCUAUGAGAUCCGUCAGGACAUCGAGGACAUUGUGUUACGAAUGAAGCCAUGGCAGUCUGAAUAUGGAGGGGUGGUGUUCGGUGGCUGGGCUAGAAUGGCACAAACCAUCAGUUCCUUUACUAUAGUGGAGGUGGCGAAGCCUAACAUCGGCGAGAACUGGCCCGCCCGUGUGCGUGCCGACGUCACGAUUAACCUCAACGUCCGCGAUCAAAUUAAAAAUGAGUGGGAAGGGCUGCGUAAACACGACGUGUGCUUUCUAAUAACGGUGCGGCCCAACCUGCUGUACGGUACACGCUUUGACCGCCGGCAGCCGUUUGUGGAUCAGGCCGGUCUGGUAUACGUCAGAGGCUGUGAGGUGCAGGGCAUGCUGGAUGAUAAGGGCCGAGUCAUAGAGGAAGGUCCUGAACCAAAGCCCAAGCUGAAAGGCGACACUAGAACGUUCCGGGUAUGGCUCGACCCGAACCAGUACCAGCAGGACAUGACCAACAGCAUCCAGAACAGAGAGGAAGACCCAUACGAGAACUUCAAUUUCAUCAUGAGACGCAAACCCAAAGAGAACAACUUCAAGGCUGUGCUGGAGACAAUCCGUAACCUCAUGAACACCGAGUGCGUGGUACCCGACUGGCUUCAUGACAUUAUUCUGGGCUAUGGAGAUCCCGGAAGUGCCCAUUACUCCAAGAUGGCGAAUCAGAUUUCCUCUCUGGACUUUAACGACACCUUCCUGUCCAUCGAGCACUUGAAGUCCUGCUUCCCAGGUUACACUGUGAAGGUCACAGAGGAGGACCCUGCUCGACAGGUCCCGCCUUUUAGAAUUCAAUUCCCAGUGCAGAACACAAAGGGUAAAAAGCGAAAAGCAGAUGAGGAAGACUUGCCAGACGAGGAAGAUCGCACGCUGGUGGUGGAGCCGCACGUGAUUCCUAACAGGGGGCCGUAUCCCUAUAACCAGCCCAAACGGAACACCAUUCAGUUUACACCAACCCAGAUUGAAGCCAUUCGUGCAGGCAUGCAGCCAGGCCUUACUAUGGUCGUUGGUCCUCCAGGAACAGGAAAAACAGACGUGGCUGUUCAGAUUAUCUCAAAUCUUUACCACAACUUUCCAGAGCAGAGGACACUGAUUGUCACUCACUCGAAUCAGGCUCUGAAUCAGUUGUUUGAGAAGAUCAUGGCACUGGACAUCGAUGAGCGACACCUGCUGCGUAUGGGUCAUGGAGAAGAAGAACUCGAGACCGAAAAAGAUUUCAGCAGAUACGGACGAGUGAAUUACGUGCUCUCUCGCCGUCUGGAGCUCCUGCAGGAAGUUGCUCGUCUGCAGGAGAGUCUGGGUGUUCCUGGAGAUGUCUCCUACACCUGUGAGACUGCUGGACACUUUUAUCUAUACCAGGUGAUGUCCCGUUGGGAAGAAUACAUGAGUAAAGUGAAGGCGAAGCCCGGCCGAGAGGUGCAGACAGAAGACGUAGCGGCGCAUUUUCCCUUCCACAAGUACUUCGCCAACGCCCCCCAGCCUGUGUUCAAAGGGCAAACGUACCAGGAGGACAUGGAUAUCGCCGAGGGCUGUUACCGGCACAUCCGCAAGAUCUUUACCCAGCUGGAGGAGUUCAGGGCAUUUGAGCUGUUGAGAAGUGGGCUGGAUAGAUCCAAAUAUCUGCUGGUGAAAGAAGCCAAAAUCAUCGCCAUGACCUGCACGCACGCCGCUCUCAAGCGGCAUGAUCUGGUGGAGCUUGGCUUCAAGUAUGAUAAUAUUCUAAUGGAGGAAGCAGCUCAGAUCCUGGAGAUUGAGACCUUCAUCCCUCUACUGCUGCAGAAUCCGGAGGAUGGCUACAGUCGACUGAAACGCUGGAUUAUGAUUGGUGAUCACCAUCAGCUGCCGCCCGUCAUUAAGAACAUGGCCUUUCAGAAAUACUCCAAUAUGGAGCAGUCGCUUUUCACGCGCUUUGUGCGUCUGGGGGUGCCCACCGUAGACCUGGACGCUCAGGGCAGAGCCCGGGCCAGUCUGUGUAACCUGUACAACUGGCGUUAUAAGCAGCUGGGCAACCUUCCUCAUGUUCAGCUCCUGCCAGAAUUCCAGGCUCCGAACCCCGGAUUCACCUACGACUUUCAGCUCAUUAACGUGGAGGACUUCAACGGCGUGGGCGAAUCGGAACCCAACCCGUACUUUUAUCAGAAUCUGGCUGAAGCAGAGUACUCUGUGGCUCUGUACAUGUACAUGCGUCUGCUGGGAUAUCCUGGCGAGCGCAUCAGCAUACUCACCACCUACAAUGGCCAGAAGCAUCUCAUCCGUGAUGUCAUCAACCAGAGAUGUGCCAACAACCCCUUCUUUGGACAGCCCAAUAAAGUGACCACAGUGGAUCGAUUCCAAGGUCAACAGAACGACUACAUCAUCCUCUCUCUUGUGCGAACUAAAGCUGUGGGACACUUGAGAGAUGUGCGCCGUUUGGUUGUGGCAAUGUCUCGAGCAAGGCUCGGCCUCUAUAUUUUUGCUCGAGUGUCUCUGUUCCAGAACUGCUAUGAGCUGACACCAGCCUUCAACCAGCUGACCGCACGACCUCUUCAGCUGCACAUCCACCCGCACGAGUACUACACAUCUAUGGAGCAGCGUUCCACCCAGCCUGACCAGGUGGCCAAGGACAUGCCGGAGAUGGCUAACCUUGUGUACAACAUGUACAUGCACAUGAUUCAGAGCACACAGCAGUGCAGACAACAGGACCUCCUGGAUCCUCCACAGCAGUUCCCAGAGACAAAGGCGGCCAUGGAGGUCGACGAUGGACGUCCUGAGACUCAGAGCGAGAGUGAACAACAGCAUGAUGCUGAGGUUGAGAAAGGCCAGGCUCAGACCGAGAUGAACCAGGAACCCAGUGAAGAAGAUGAGCAGAAGGAAGGUCGUGCUAAAAUGCCCGAGCAUCCGGGCAGAGACAGUGACAGUGGCGACAGCGAUGAAGAUGAAGAACCCUAGACUGUCUGACUUGUUAUUCUUAACAUUUUUUCUGUUCACUGAACAUUAGGCUUUGGAAUGGUAAUUUACUUUUUGUAAGAUUUUUGUAAUAAAACGCAAUUAAACCA
This is a messenger RNA of Triplophysa rosa, 4781 nucleotides long. It is a transcript of the gene aqr, whose product is annotated as aquarius intron-binding spliceosomal factor. Gene Ontology annotation, molecular function: helicase activity; mRNA binding. The transcript has 35 exons. Bases 292 to 4674 code for a protein of 1460 amino acids. Gene Ontology annotation, biological process: mRNA splicing, via spliceosome. NCBI's taxonomy places the organism in Eukaryota, Metazoa, Chordata, Actinopteri, Cypriniformes, Nemacheilidae. The record is from RefSeq and is a predicted model, not a curated record. Gene Ontology annotation, cellular component: catalytic step 2 spliceosome.